ACCCUGGGGGCCGCCAUUGUUUAUUUACAGUUUCUUAUAAAAGUCCCCGUAUGUUUAAAGUGCAGUUUGUGUCGUUACGUCAUUUGACGUUAGAAACGUCAAAAGUGUGUCCAAAAUCGUGUCCAAAGUGUGUCGUGUACUAUAAAUUCAUGCGCGACAUUCUCUCUUAUUUAGUCUUGUUCCUCCUGGGCAGCCAUAUUGUUAAUUUAUAAACAAACUAGCAGAAAUAUAGAAUUUAGAUAUCCAGUUAUUUUAAUAAGGUAUUGAGGUCAAGUGGGAAUUACCUGCUGAAAGACCAAUGGACAUGACGAACGACUCAUUCGAAACUAACAUACUCUAACGCAAAAACAGACGACCGAUAGGUAUGUUUAAAUAGUAGUAAUAUAAUACAAGAAGAUUUUUCCUUGAAAUUAGAAUACUGAGAAUUGAAGAAAAGGCUUUAAAAGGUGCAUGGAAGAUAAUGUAAACCUUGAUAUAAGACUGGAUUAGAAUAGAGAGUUGGAAGAAAGAAGAUUGGAAUACCAAAUGAAAAAAUAGAAAUUAAUGGGUUAAGAUAUAGUUUGACAAGAAGGAGUAAGCUAUGUAUACUUUGAUUGGAACAGUGACUGUCCUGUUAAUUCUGUGUCACAGCCUGGUGGGAAUCACAUUCGUAAAGUCAGAUGACUGUGCCAACAUCAGUGGAAAACUUACUCUUACAGAGAACAUUCAUUUCCUUUUUAUUGGUGAAUCAGCAAAUAUGACUUGCUCCAUCCAAAAACAGUCCAUUCAAAAUUUCUCAGCUGCUAAUUUCUAUGUAUCAGUGAAACGAUGUGGUACUAAUCACCCACUUCCCCAAACUUUGAUUGAGACAUCAGACCUUAUGGAAAUGUAUGUUACGGACCCAAUCAGGGACCUACAUUGUGAAGAUCAGAAUCAGAUAAAGUUGGAAUAUAAAUGUGUUUAUGAAACAAAGAAUGGUACCAGUUGUCCCGUAGGAGAAACAGACCUUAUUUAUUUUGAUUUUCCACCUACUCCGGUGAAAAGUUUACGCUGCCUAGCGUAUAACUGGUUGAACUUGACAUGCUGGUUCGACCUUGGAGUUGUGUACCGAGGAUGGAACCUCCCAGGUUAUACAAAGGUUAAUGUAGCAGUCAAAUUUGGCAUCUUAGGAAUGCUAUCUGAAAUAGAAAAGCAGUUCAUAGAAAGAGAUGGCACUUGUUUAAAAGUCAGCAUUCCAGACAAAGAUUUUUAUCUCCUCAAAGUGGAAAUGGAUAUUAAUAUUACAAAUGUGGCACGUCAUGUUUCUAACAUCAGCCGAUUUGAGUUUAACACCAGAACUGUUGUAAAACCAGCUCCAAUUGAAAACUUGAAAUAUAUUGAGAAAAAUUCAACUGCAAUCAAACUUGAAUGGGAACAUUCUAACUCACAGAUGUCGAAGAAAUUCCAAAUUCAAUACAGCUCUGAAUAUGAUACAAAGGGGAGCUGGAUGCAGAAGGAAUAUGUUCAAAUAUAUCCGAGAUCGAUAGCAGCUUCUAAAAUUUACCCUCUGACUUUAACUAAGCUAUUGCCAUAUGUGUUAUACAAUAUAACAAUUAAAGUUAGACCAAUUUUUGAGAACAGGACAGAAACUGGUUCCUGGAGUGACAAUGUUACAACCUCUAUAAGAACUGCAGAAGAUGUGCCUCGUGCAGUUCCAACAUUAUGGCCAGGCUACUUUUCACAAUCGAAUGAUCCAGAGAAAAUUAAAAUCUAUUGGGAGCCAAUUGAUGAUGUAAAGAGAUGUGGCAUUAUCCAAUCAUACAGAAUCAUAUUGAAGGAAAUAGUUCUCUUUGGAGAGAAAGUUGAAAAGGAAGAAAAUUUUACUAAAACAUACAAAGAUAUCCCACCUGAAGCUAUAUCAUAUGAAAUUCAAUUGGAACCAAUGAAAAAAUAUGAAAUAAAACUAACACAGAGAACCAGUGUUGGCUAUCCCACUGUAGAUGAUGCUCAUAUUUAUGUUUACCCACAAUAUAUUCGACCCUCAUUACCUAGUUUAACAUUGGUAGAAGCUAUCAGUCACAUUCAAGUUUUAUUCACAUGGAAUUUAAGAACUAUCAAUAACAGUACUGGUGACUUUUCUAACUAUAAUUUGUCAUGGUGCAAAAAGAAUAGUACAAAGCCAGGAAAACCAGGAAAUUGUCAGGAGGCUAUUAAAUCAGAGCUGAUUUUAGACAACAAUGCUACUAACAAAACAACAGUUUCAAUUAAUAUAACUGAGAAUUAUUUUGAUUAUUGGUUUGGAAUAUCUGUUGAAGAAACAGUACAUAAUGGUUGGUUCAUCAGCAGUGGUAUUACAUGGUACAAACAUUGUGUAUAUCUAAAAGGAGGAGUUCCAAAGAAACCAUUAGAGUUGGAAGUACCCACAGAUACUGACCAAGAAGAUGGUAUUUUUAUCAUAUGGAAACCAUACACCUGUACCCAGGGUCAAGGAAAAGUUGCUUUUUAUGAAGUUCGGUUUUGUACGACUGGCAGUGCAGAAGAUCAAUGUGAAGGCAAAGAACAGAAUGAAACCGUGUCUGCCUCAGAAUCAUCAUACACAUUGCAGAAUUUGAUUGAAGGUCAAACUUAUAUAAUCAACAUAAGUGCCAAAAUGGAAGAUGGACAAUAUGGACCUUGGACUACAUCUAAAAAAGUCCUUUUUAAGUCCCCAAAGACUUUUGAAUCAGAAACAGAGAAUUUGAUACUAGGAGCUGCUAUUGGAGGUAUUGCAGCAUUUGUUAUAUUGGUAAUAGUUGGUAUAGUGUAUUGUAGGCGUUCUUUAAAAAAACAAGCAGAAGAAGUGAAAGAGAUCAAUCUGCCUACUAUUAAAACAAAAUCUGGUUUUGAUAAAAGAGAAAACAAUGGCAGUGGAAUUGAUACCCAUGAAUCUCUUCAGCCUUUACUACGGAAUAGUAAUGGUAACGACAGUGGAUUAGGUGGAUCAAGUACAAAUGGAAACAGUAUAUCGCACAACAAUAGUUUGGAUAAAAAAUAUUCCAAUCAAAAUGGCAGCACGGGAGGGUACAACAGUAAACACAAUAAUCAUAUACAUCAGAAUGGAAGUAUUAUUCAAACUGAUGCUAUAAUCGAGUCUCUGGGAGUUAGUGAAAAUACUAAUCAAUCCUUCGGAGAAACUUCAUUCACCACAGGUGAAAUGUCCGGUGGAAAUGAAAUGAACAGUGUAGACUACACAGACGUUGAGUUAAUACAUUCUUCAGAUGAGGAAUCCUCGUCUAAUAACUCUUCAUGUGUUCCCUCAAGCAAUAAUUCACCCAAACAUUCAGGAAAAAAAUCUUUUUACUCAAGUACUAAUAGAUCUGAUAGAGAAAACAAGGGUUUUUCAGACACAGACGAAAGAGGACAAGAUUCCAGUAAUAUUGAAUCUUAUUGUGAGCAGGGGGAAACAAGUGCUAUAGAUUCUUAUUGUCAGAAGGGGUUAAAUUCAAGUACUGGUGUAACGACAUGAUUAAUACAUUGAACACCAGUCCACAUCCAUCAUUAUAUUUUACCAAUAAUAGAAUGUUAUCCAAGUAUGUAUCAAUAUGAAAAAUGCUCUAAAACUUGCCUGGAAUAUUAAAAUGACAAUAUGUCUCCCUCGCAUAUUUUGGCAAGAGAUUUUAUUUAGUCCUGUCCGUCCAUCUGUUUGUCUAUGAUAAGAGAUAUUCAAGACCAAAUCACUAUAUAGUUGUAGUAGUCAUGCAGUAAAUGCUCUUCAUAUUUGAUAUUUUUUUAUCAGAUUACAACUAGGGCUUUCCAUACAAAACAUGAACUGCCUUUUCUUUAUACAUGGAAUUUAUUAGAUGGAAAAUUUACAAGUACAUUGGAAUACAUGUACAUAUAUUGAAUUGAAAUAAAAUUAGUAAUUUAGGUUAAAAAAUGAAGGAAUGGUUGUUGUUUCACAUCAUGCGCAUAUAUUUUACUUGUUUUAAGGGCAUUUUACAUGUAAAAUUAUCUUAUUGAAAUUUUAAACAGUAAUUUUAAAGGUAAUUUUAAUUUUUAGUUUUUAAUAAAAAUCAUAUCAUAAGGCAGCUUAAAACACAUGUUAAAUCUUUUAUUAUUUAUGGAUAGUUAGAAUAAUUAAUCAUCCAAUCAUAAAUUUGAAUUUAAAUCAUUUUUUGCAAUUUUUGUUUGGUUUUACAGUACAAUCACAGACUGCAUGUGUAUUAUGAAUCUCUUUGUUAUCUUAUCGCUGCAUAGGAAUGUUUGUUAAAAAAAAAAAUCGUUUAUUUAUGUAUUUCUUUAGAUUCCAUAAAAAUCUUAAUAUUACAAUAUUAUUACAAUCUCAGCAAAUCACAAAGAAGGAAUUACAAAAUAUACUAACUUGCAGUUUGCACUUCUUAGACUUUCAUUUUAUGUUGCAGUUGUAUCUUGCUGCAUCUUUUAUUGAAGUAGUAUUGUUUUUACUAACUGUCUUUUAACUAAUUAGGACUUAACAUUCUUUUAUAUGUUUGUUAGUGAUUAUCUUUUGUAUUAACUUAUGUAUGUACAUUCUUGUAAUUUUAUAAAUGUAUUUAUUUAUUUUUUUAAAGUGAAUGAGGCUAUAAAAAUAGUUAUCUUAGCCCAUCUGGUCAGUUGAUGUGUUCAUUGGACAGCUUGACAUUUUUAUCAGACUGGUUUCUGGAAAUCAUCACAGAAAAAAAUACAAAAACACAAAUGUAUUCCUAAAUUUCAUAUUUUUGGUAAAUUUGUGAUAUGAUGGGUUCAUUUUAGAAAAGUCCAUAUGUUUUUUAAAUGUGAAGUAGCUUUUUUAAAAUGAUAGUUCUGCCAUUUCCUUGAUUAGUCUGGUAAAAUUCCAUGCAUUGAAUCUAAAGAUUUAUAAUUAACUCAUUCUUUUUUCCUUUAUUAGCAUUAUCAUGUUGAGUUUUAAUCCUGUGCUUGAGUGACUACUGUAUUUCAAUAACUAAUGUUCCAAUUUUACACAUAGUUACAUGUUGUAUUAAAUAAUUUUAUAAAUAUUUGAUGAUAGUUAUUCAUAAAAAUUAUUUUUGUGGUGUAAUAGAGGUUUUGUUUUGUAAUUCAAGCUCAAAUAGUACAUGUAAUAAGAUCUGUAUAGUCAUCAUCUUAUGUCUUUCUUCUGUCGGUGACCUCUUACCAAAACUGAUUUAUCUUCAUUUCGUCAUAUUAAGGAUUUUACCCUGUAUCUCUGAAUGAAUAUUGCAUAUCUGGGUUCCCGUAUUUGUUUCAAGCUUUUAACGAAAAAUAUUUUUAAUGGAAUAUUCAUUAUUUUGUACUUUUGCACCUUUUAAACAACAAAGAUGUUUCUCAGUAUGCAUGUUAUUUAGGAGAUAACUGUAUUGUAUAUUAAGCUCCGACAGAAUCUUCUGCUUCUGCUUCUUCUGCUUCUGCCUGAUAAUGACCACAAUCAACGAGCUGAUUAUUAUGUCAUGACUAAGGUGCGCAUGCAGACCCCCCCCCCCCCCACCCCAACCCCCCAAUUUCAAUAAUUUAGUUCAGCUUUGUCAGUGAGGCUUUAAAGGCCUCGACUGACGGUGCUGAUGCUACCCCAGGAGGGAGAGCGUUCCAAUCCCUGAUUGUUCUUGGGAAAAAUGAGUAUUUUCUGUAAUCACUUCUGCUUGCAGGAAUUUGGAAACUUUUGUCGUGCAUGUUCCUCGACAGUCGUGUUGGUUGCAUAAGACGACCUUCCUUAAUAACAGCCACUUUGUCGUGUUCUAUUUUAUAGAGCAUAGUUAGCCUAGCAUCUUUUCGCCUUUUUUCCAGAGAUGGCCAUUCCAGGUGCUCAAUCAUUUUGCUGACACUUGAGUGAUUAUGGUGUUUGUUGGAAACGUAUCUUGCUGCUCUUCUCUGGACCAUUUCUAAGCGAUCUAUUUCCGUUUUAAAGAAUCAAUUGGGGAUUUGAUGGUCGCAAAUUAAGUUUACUGGCGACAUGUUAGCGGAGACAGUAAACGGGUAUUUGCGACCAUCAAAUCCCCAAUUGGUGCCGUCGGAGCUUAAAAUACAAUAUUGGUAUCUCCAUUCUAAUGAAACUGUCAGAAAACAACGUUAAAACAUGUAUUUAAAAUCUGUCAUAUGCCGUCUGCGCUUGCGCGUAAGUCCCAUAGCAUCAAUUAUUAAUUGAUGCCAUGUAAAUAAGUGACUUUAUCCAAUCAAAAUGAACGUUACAAACGUUGUUGCAUUAGAAUUUUAAAUUGCAUGUUACUGAAGUGAUUUACAAUAGGAUUACUUUCCAAAUUUAAUUCUGUAAAUAGAAAAUUUUUGUGACUACAAUUUUUAUUGUGAAAUUUACUCUACAAAAAUGCUUCAUUGUCCAUUUCAAAAAAUUAUCACAGAAAUAUUUUAACUGGCCCUUUAAAGGCCAAACCAGCUAACAAAACCAGAAAAGAAAUUGAAUCAACAUAUGUACAGUGAUAGAUAUAUAAUAUACCUGAACUUUAUGUUGAUACUAAAAUAUAUAUUAUUUUCUUAUGUUGUUUUUCUCACAAGAUCAUUCUAUAAAAAUAAUGCACUGUGGUCAAAUUAACUCUUACAUCAAAAGGUAAUUGUACACUUUUAUAUUAAUAAAAACUAUGUGAGUGGGGAACAUUUCAUGGAUUAUACUUGAUUGUAAAAAUAGUGAAAAAAAUCUCACAAUAAAACCAGAUUUUAAAUGUUAAAAUUAUAUACUGAUUAGCAGAUUAAGAUGUGGUGUCCUUCAAAUAAAUCUUUUUGUCCUCAAUCCGAGUAAUGACAGCAUUUAGUUAAAUGAACUGGUGUCAACCUUAUCUAUACACAUAUAAUUCAUACAAUUGCAUUCCAUUUUAUUAUUGAUUUGUUGUUUUAGUAUGUGUAAUGUUUGUGAAAAUUUACAAUGUUUUAUGAUCUGACUAUGUCAUUGAAUAAAUUAUACAAAUAUA
Molecule: messenger RNA, 6848 nt
Organism: Mytilus trossulus (common blue mussel)
Lineage: Eukaryota; Metazoa; Mollusca; Bivalvia; Mytilida; Mytilidae
Exons: 20
Coding region: 581-3463 (960 amino acids)
Molecular function (GO): protein binding
Source: RefSeq, a predicted model, not a curated record